CGAACCUCAGGCACCCGAUUUCGGCUCAGUGGUAUGCCAGGCUGGAAGACAUGUGGCCAAAUUACGUUCUUGUUCGCAGUGCAGAGAGGCUUUGCGCCAGGCCUUCCACCAACAACAGUCACCCGGCAAGUCAGCCUGCUGAGAAUUCAACAUCUUCUGGUCUGGUGACGCCAGACACUUCCGCUCGUUAUGAGGAGAACGCUGGAGAUGAAGAGUCGAUCUUUGAUUUUGAAUCCGAGCCCGGCAUGGAAGGCUUUGACCUGGACGCGGACUGGAUUCCGGGCGAAUUUGGAAUUGCAGAGAUGAAUACUUCGUCUGAUUGGUAUCAGGCUAGUCCUGUGACCAUUGAGAUUCCCAAUGGUGGAAGGAAGCGCGUGGCCGAGGAUCCCAUUAUCACUGAGCUUGACGAGAUGUCCAACGCUUUUGAGUCCCAGGUCGAGGCGAACGUGGUCAUCGAAAGUGAAAUUGUCAUCACCGAGGGAGAGACUAGCUUUUUGUAAUGGGUUGUUUCUCUUGGGCUAGACGUGGUCCAUGUU
Aspergillus steynii IBT 23096 is the source of this 536-nucleotide messenger RNA. RefSeq lists its product as uncharacterized. The record is from RefSeq and is a predicted model, not a curated record. NCBI's taxonomy places the organism in Eukaryota, Fungi, Ascomycota, Eurotiomycetes, Eurotiales, Aspergillaceae. Bases 51 to 500 code for a protein of 149 amino acids. The transcript has 3 exons.